This is a messenger RNA of Oncorhynchus mykiss (rainbow trout), 2269 nucleotides long. RefSeq names its product perilipin 3 (gene plin3). The record is from RefSeq and is a predicted model, not a curated record. Gene Ontology annotation, biological process: positive regulation of triglyceride storage; lipid storage. Lineage: Eukaryota; Metazoa; Chordata; Actinopteri; Salmoniformes; Salmonidae. Gene Ontology annotation, cellular component: cytosol; lipid droplet.
GGCACUUAGUUUACCUGCAAUGGCGAUUUCCGUCAUUGGUGUAGGUUGAAAGUUGUUCAUGAGGCGUCAACAUUAACCUAAAUGUAGCAGGCGUAAAAUAAACCGUCCCCAUAGGCAAUUGGCUUUCAAGACAUAGGGUCACAUAUUUGACUGGCCGAUGUUCGUAUUUAUUGCAGGUAGGCUAUAAAACAUAAAUUAUAUAUACAGCUACUUUGCAUAGAACAAAAUACCAUAUAACGUGAAUUGAGAAAUUUAAAGAGAUAUCCUUAAACACAUCCUGCACAAUGGCCGACAGCGGGAAGACUGAUGAGCCCAGUACAGCCACAGCCCAGCCAACUAAUGGAGACCAGCAGAGUGUUGUGUCCCGCGUGGGCAGCAUCCCCCUGGUGAGCUCUGCGUGUGGUGUAGUGUCCAACGCCUACAGCAGCACUAAGGACAGCGUGCCCCUGCUGAAGGGGGUCAUGGAGGCUGCCGAGAGCGGGGUGCGCACUCUUGGGGCAGCCGCCACAACCGGCUCCAAGCCACUCCUGGACAGACUGGAGCCACAGAUUUCUGUGGUGAAUCAUUAUGCUAUGAUGGGACUGGACAAGGUGGAAAAACUGCAAAUCCUCCAGCAGCCAGCUGAUAAGCUAGUUUCAGAUACAAUAGGCAUAAUGUACCAGUCUGUGAGUGGGACAAAGGAGGCCAUGACUGGGGCUGUAACCGGGGCCAAGGAAACCAUGACUGGGGCUGUAAUGUCGGCAGUGUUCGGGGGUGUGGAGAUGACCCAAGCAGCAGCCAGUGGAUUGUUCAGCUCAUUCAUGGUGACCGGUGUGGGCCAGAUGGUCAGCAGUGGGGUGGGCCUGGCCCUCAGCCAUUCUGAGAACUGGGUGGACCAUAACCUGCCUCUCAGCGACAGAGAGCUUGCUGCUUUGGCGGAGCCUGCAACAGGUGAGGUGACUACUGCACCAGUGGUGAGCUCUAGCUACUUUGUCCGUCUGGGCAAGCUGUCCUCCAAGGUGCAGGAGCGGGCCCUGGAGCAGUCCCUGGUGAGAGCCCGGCACGCCAGAGAUGCCACAUACGCAACUUUGGCACAGAUCACCAGCACCCUGGACCUGCUGGAGAAAGCCCGCUCCACCCUGGCCACUGCCAACCACCAGCUGGGAGGGGCACCAGAGCAGCUGCUGCAGCGCUGGAAAGAGUGGCAGGAGAAACAACCUAAACAUGGAGGGGUAGAGAUGGGGGAGGUGGAUGAUCCCAAAGACCAGACUGAGCAGUUGGAGUGGCGAACCCUCUCGAUGGUGCGUGGUCUCAGUGACCAGUUGCGAUCUGCAUGCUCUGGGGUGGUGUCCAGCGCCCAGGGCUUACCCGGUGCUGUCCAGGACCAGCUGGCAAAUGCACGGAAAGCGGCUGAAGAACUGCACUCCUCCCUGGGCAACACUAGCACCCUCACACCCCCCCUCUUGGAGCAGACCCGUCACCAUCUAACACAGGUGCGACAGUCUCUGGAUGGUGUCGUAGAGUAUCUGCUCAAUAACACUCCUCUCAACUGGCUGGUGGGACCCUUUGCACCCCAGAUCACAGAGAAGGGGGAGGGUGGGUGGGCUGCGAAUAAGGGGGCCCCCCAGAACUAGAUUUAGACGAGGACCGAGAGGUUGGAGUAGAUUACUCCAAAAAGGCAUCUCUGAGGCCUGGCAUGCCUGCAUUUUUUGUACAGUGCAGUAAAUGUGCUUUCUAAGAACUUACUGCCCGCAUCCAUAAGCUAUACUGAUUUUUUUUUAAACUUUAUUUAACUAGGCAAGUCAGUUAAGAACAAUUUCUUAUUUAUAAUGACAGCCUAGGAACAGUGGGGUUGCCUUGUUCAGGGGCAGAACUACAGAUUUUUUUUUUUACCUUGUCAGCUCGGGGAUUUGAUCUAGCAACCUUUUGGUUACUGGCCCAAUGCUCUAAGCACUAAGCUACCUGAUGCCCUGAUGGUAACAUAUGGAAAUCACAAUACUGUGUUAUAAGGGGAAUCUACAACAUAAAACUGCCAUAUUUGGCGUCUAGAUCACACUCCAAUCUGUGAAUGUUGAGAAACGAUUUAAAAACAAACAGUAAUUUUGUUUCUGUAACUGAAUGAAAUACAGUAUAAACCUCACAUGCAACUGAUCUUUAGUCCUCUGAAGUUUACAAAUUGGUGUGUGACAUUUGUAUGUCCUCUCUGCUGUAUGUGUAAGCUCCAGCAGGGUCUUGCUGUUGUUUCUGAGUACUGAUACAGUAGGCUAAAUAAAGUCAUUUUGGCUCUGGU